Geodia barretti is the source of this 216-nucleotide messenger RNA. The record is from the annotation of a GenBank genome assembly. NCBI's taxonomy places the organism in Eukaryota, Metazoa, Porifera, Demospongiae, Tetractinellida, Geodiidae.
AUGGAGAACCUGGGAACAAGGCUAAUUAUGUCUAGUCAUUUAGACUAUGCCAUGUCAGGCAGAGGUGAAUGUAUUGCUCCAGUACGUGAGACACUUAGCUACACCUUUCCUUACAUCGAAGCAGUAUGAUUCUAGAAGUCCCUAAACAGUACAUAUCAAUAUCACUAGGAAUGAGUAAUAUGAGAUGUGUUUUCAAGGGAGCCUUAACCACUCCCC